UGAUUAUAUCAAUGGAAUACGUUGUUAUGCUCUGAAGUUAACAACAGCACUACUGCUUUCACUAACAUAACACUUUUACAAGUCUUGUCAUUUGUUGUUGUUGUAAUUUCUGUAUCUAAUUGGUCACAAAAUCAGGUCAGGAGCUACUUUAUUAACAAGUCAUCAUACUAAGGCUGUUACUAUUUAGAAUAAUUGGUGUUUGUCACAAGUGCUUUCUGUACAACCUCAACUUCAUCCUGUGACGGUUUACACCCCAUCGCAAGAUACUUUAAUCAGCAGACACUCUACAGUGAGCGCUCCUGCACAGCUUAAAACAAGAGCUUGUAGGUUAAUUAUUAACAGUAACCUUAUAUCUAUGAGCUGUUAGGGAAGGAUGGGACUGGGGCCGUGCAGACUGGAGGUGCUACAGAUAGGAUUCUCUCUCUCUCUGUCAGGGUGUCACUGAUAAAGAGCAGCAUCUGGGAGCAAGUGCCAACGGAAACCAUGUACAGUUACACCAGUCAACACAACAGUCUGUUAGAAAAUACAACCUGGAUCCUUUUACUUGUAAUUUAUUUGAAACAGUGGUGGAGAUAGUUGAGGCAAUGAUAACAUCUCUACCGUCCACCCAGCUCCACCCCUGCUGUAUAGGAGCAGGAGCUAAAACUACAACACGGGUGUUCGUCAACAGAAGUGUGACCCUGGAAAACAUCCAGUGCUAUGGAUUUGACAUGGACUACACAAUGGCAAUGUAUAAGUCCCCUGACUACGAGCGCCUCGGCUUUGAGCUGAUAAGAGACAGAAUGGUGUCUGUUGGAUACCCUCAUGAGCUUCUACGCUACACAUACGACCCCAGCUUCCCCACACGCGGUUUAGUGAUCGACACCACAUACGGGAACCUCCUGAAGGUGGAUUCAAAUGGGAAUAUUUUAGUCUGCAGUCAUGGCUUCCACUUCCUCAAAGGAGAAGACAUUCACAACUACUACCCCAAGAAGUUCAUUCAAAGAGAUGACACCGACCGCUUCUACAUUCUUAACACUCUCUUCAAUCUUUCAGAGACUUACUUCUACACCUGCCUCGUGGACUUCUACACCAGAUGCCCCAGAUACACAAACCUCCUGAAAGGUUUCCAGCACGGCGACUUGUUCAUGUCCUACCGAAGCAUGUUCCAGAAUGUUCGAGACACAAUGGACUUUAUUCACGACACGGGAAUCCUGAAGGAACGAACUAUCAAGAAUUUGGAGAAAUACCUUAUUAAAGAUCCAAAUCUCCCUGUACUCUUGAGCCGGAUUAAAGCGGUGGCCAAGGUCUUCCUCGCCACCAACAGUGACUACAGCUACACUGAGGCUAUUAUGAAUUACCUGCUUGAAAACAAUGGCAAGUCUGGAAGUGAGAAAAAGUCCUGGUACUCCUUCUUUGACCUCAUCGUGGUGGACACCAAAAAGCCUCUGUUCUUUGCAGAGGGGACAGUGCUGAGACAAGUGGACACGAACACAGGAAAGCUUCGGAUCGGGACGUACACAGGCGGCCUUCAACAUGGAACCGUUUACUCCGGAGGAUCGUCAGACGUCAUCUGUGAUCUGCUGGAUGUCAGAGGUAAAGACAUCCUCUACGUCGGCGACCACAUCUUUGGCGACAUCCUCAAAUCUAAGAAGCGUCAGGGCUGGAGGACUUUCCUUGUCGUACCGGAGCUCACCAAAGAGCUGCAAGUGUGGGACGAGAAGAAAAAUCUGUUCGAGGAGCUGAAACGUCUCGACGUCUUCUUAGCCGAACUUUACAAGCACCUGGACAGCGGCAGUCAGGAGUGUCCCGACAUCCGGGCCAUUCAGACGAGAAUGAAGGUGCUGACCUACAGAAUGGACAUGUCUUACGGCCAGAUGGGCAGCCUACUGCGCAGCGGCGCCAGACAGACGCUGUUCGCCAGCCAGCUGCUGCGUUAUGCUGAUCUAUACUCCUCCAGCUGCAUCAACCUGCUGCACUACCCCUUUAACUACCUCUUCAUGGCGCCCCCAGUCCUGAUGCCCCACGAAUCAGCGGCUCAACACGCAGCUGACUUUGCCUCAUCAGAGCUCGCUCGCACCAACAACAUUGUCAAGAUGAGCAGAAACUAAGUGCCGAACACAGCUGGCCGACAUGUUUCAGUAGAAGAACACGUGAAGAGGAAUAUUCAAAUUAAUCUGAUUAACUGAUGAAGGUGACUGUUUGCACCUGUGCUUGUAUAAAGGUUUUGUUGCAGCCAUGACGUGCCUCCUUUACUAAAAAAAAUAAACUAACCUAUUGCUCCACCUU
This is a messenger RNA of Anarrhichthys ocellatus (wolf-eel), 2268 nucleotides long. It is a transcript of the gene nt5c2l1, whose product is annotated as 5'-nucleotidase, cytosolic II, like 1. Gene Ontology annotation, molecular function: 5'-nucleotidase activity. The record is from RefSeq and is a predicted model, not a curated record. NCBI's taxonomy places the organism in Eukaryota, Metazoa, Chordata, Actinopteri, Perciformes, Anarhichadidae. The transcript is spliced from 18 exons. Bases 585 to 2090 code for a protein of 501 amino acids.